Messenger RNA from Trichobilharzia regenti, 2424 nucleotides. NCBI's taxonomy places the organism in Eukaryota, Metazoa, Platyhelminthes, Trematoda, Strigeidida, Schistosomatidae. The record is from the annotation of a GenBank genome assembly.
AUGAAUGCAACAAUUACUUCCCAAAGUAAUUUCGAUAUCUUACAGGGACAUAACGAGGUCCUUCCUCGCAAAUGUAAAGUUUCUUCUCAGAUUCUUAUAAAACAGCAUUUGGAUGCCCAUUACAGAAAUAUUCAGUCUGCUAAAGCAUGUAUUGACAAUUCAACGCCAUAUUCGUAUUUUAGCAACCCAACUACCAGAGGUUACCGAAAAUCAUCUGGAGUCCAUAGAAAGCCUCUUUCUAGUAGACCAGAAACAAAUAGCCUCUGCAAUUUAGCUAUGGUAAAUACGUUCUCAGAUGAUCCUGAAGUUGACCAGAUUGUGCGAAGAUUUCUACUUGACGGAGACGAGAAGUAUGUAGAACCGCUCAGAUUUGGUGAAGAUCAGUCUAUGAAUACUGGUGGCGAAAACGCCUGCGAUAAAUAUAGUUGUGUGGAUGGUGUUUCUGCCAGCAUUCGGAGACUGGAAGUAGACUGUUGCAGCAACAAGACUAUGCAACAACGCCAGUCAGUUAGCAAUGAUAUCAUGGAUAUUUAUCAUAAGAAGUUCACUAAGCCUAAACCAUUCUCUCCAAGAACAAUUAAAUCUAAUGCUUCAUCUAAACUAAUCGGUUUGAGGUGUUAUAAUCCUCCUAAAAGAGUUGUUCGUGUCUGUCAACCCGAUUCCAAAGUGAUUUUAGAUGUUAAACCAGUAAUACGAUUGAAUAGAUCGAAUAGCCAGUGUACAACAGAUUCGAAAAUAAAAGAAAAGCCUGUACCAAAAUCUGUUGAUGCAAAUCAAGAUGAAGUUAUGUCUCACACUUGGGAAAGCGUUUAUCACAAGCGUGUUUCACUAAAUAACUUACAAAGGAAUCCAAUAUCUGACGGAUUUAUCAAUAGAUCACAGAAUUUCGGGAAAGUGAAUCAAUGGUUAAAUACUUUACCUGGUAACAGUACAAUUCAUAAAUCAGAGACAGCUUUACCAACAAGUCAUGCAGAAGAUCUCCAAACAAUUAUUCCAGAAAAUGAAUUCAUUAAGGACAAUGUAAAUCCUCAAAUGAUUAAUAAUUCUGUAGAAAAAGAAAUAUCAGUAGAAAAUUUAAAAGACGAGAUGAAUUAUUUGAAAUUUAUAUCUUCCGUCACUGAAGAUGUUUUGACACGUGGUGUUCUCACUGAUAAAAAUGUUAAUACUAUACUGUUGGAACACGCUACUCUAAAUGAAUGUGGACUGUCGACAGAGCAACUGAGAAGAGCAAUUCAACAUAUUAGAUCACAAUUGAAUAUUACCACUCAAGAUGCUACUGAACUGACUGUUGGUCUAAGUCAUGUACUGGAUUCAAAUUCACCUAGAUUACUGCCUUAUUCUCAAACUCAUAGCAAGACUGGAGAAGAGCAGAGCCCACUCCAACAACAACAGAACCAAGAACGUCAACAAUACAAACAACCGACUAUUAACUACAAGACAACAAUGGAUAUUAAGUCACCUUCUAGAGCUACACUGCCACCACCUGCACCAUCUAAAGAAAGCUUUCAGCCACCAAAUCUUCGUGCAACAGUGCCAAUAACAACAGCAACGUCGGUAAGUUCUAAACCCAGUGAGAAUAGUCAUCCAUUGAAAAAUGUGAAAACAGAAUUACAGCAACCAGUAAUUACUCAAGGUGUGGAACAACUUAAAGAGUCGAAAACAUUCCCAAGUCGAAGUCAUAAGAUACUGGAAGUUGAAAAGAGCUUGAACCAAAUGUCUAAAGAUCCUUCUACGUUAUCAGCUAGAAAACAAAUUCUUUCAUCAAGAGAUUAUGGAGAUGAAAAAUCUAAUCAAAAUCUAUACAAUCAAGAAGACACUUUGAAUGAUCAGCAUGCUAUUUUAGACAGUUCAGCCACUAAUACAUCUCUACAUACAAUCAUCACAGUGACCAAUACUAAUUCCACGGAGGAAAUUAAUUCACUUCAAGCACAAAAUGAAACAACAAACAAUACUGUACCAGGAAAAGAUUUAAACACAUUAAAAAAUCAUUUGACUAUUGAACAUGCAAUUGAUGACAUUGAUUCUGCUGAUGAAGAAAAACAGAAUACACGUCAAAAUCGAGUAAAGUUUGCCUCAGAAGCUGAAUUUUUUUCACCUUCAUAUUAUAGUGAACAAACUACUUCUGUAAGUAGUGUUACCGACAUGACACAUGUAUCCAGUACAAGUGUUACUAAUGCUAAUUCUACAAAUACUGAUGCUACAGCAUCUGAACUUUUUAGCUCAGAGGAAGUAGUUAUCGUUUCGCCUAGUAGAUCACCUUUACAAAUAUCUGAUUUAAACAAACAAGGAGACGUUAGUAAAGUGAAGUCUAAGGAGUUUAAAGAUACCACAGAUAAUUCAGAUAUCGGAGAAAGAAACGAUAAAAAAGAAGCAGAAGAAGAAACAGUGUAUAAAGAAGACUUUGUUUCAGACUGCGAAGAUUAA